Molecule: messenger RNA, 1235 nt
Organism: Ceratitis capitata (Mediterranean fruit fly)
Lineage: Eukaryota; Metazoa; Arthropoda; Insecta; Diptera; Tephritidae
Gene: Lst
Exons: 2
Coding region: 566-1003 (145 amino acids)
Source: RefSeq, a predicted model, not a curated record
AUUUGUCACAACAAUUCUUGACAGUAAAAUAUGAAAAUUUGCGCCGAACAGAUCGUCGUAUGAUUGCAAGCUUUGCUCUCAAGCUGUAUAAAGAAGAUUUCAUAAAUUAAAAAAAAAAGAAAUUUGCGCGUUGGUAAUUAUUGAAAGUGUGAAUUAAAGGCGAAGAAUUCUACAUGGAAUAAAAAAAAAAUAAAAUCAAAAUAAAUUACGAAACUAAGAAACAAGUGUUGAAACGACAAUUUGCUGUGAUAAUAAAUCGAACAUACAAACUCGUGAUUUUUUUUUUAAAUAAUUCAAUAAAGCAUUUUUAAAAUUGAAAAAAUUUAAGAAAAAGCUCCAUAGGCAAAAACAGUUAUAUUGUACGAUAAACUAUUAGUGCUUAAUUUGUUUUUGGUGCUAAAUGUGCAUAUUUUCCAGUACAUACAUAUUUGUUUGAAUCUACUUGUAUUUACUGUAAGGCGUGCCAACGUAAAUUCUUUUAAAAAUAUUACAAGGACAUUGCAAUACAAAUUGAUUUGAUUACUCUUGAGUUUGAAGAAUUCGGAACGAAACUUAAACAGCAGCAAUGGCAAAACUCCUCACAAUCGCCUUAUGCUUAUUGGCGCCACUGGCCAGCUUUAAUUUUUACGUUCAUGCCCAGGAAGGCGUCAACAAUUACCUGGACGUAGAAACGCCAAACUUUUUCCAAUACAAUUCACCACUUCGACGACCAGAAAGUCUACGUUCACCACAAUACUUUGAUUUCCUGAGCACACUCUAUCGACGUGAUGCUGCCAAAGCGGAUCUCUUUCGUCCAUACGUGAGGUCUCGACGUGCCGUUGCUGAUGCACCGCUAACCGUGCCCCUAGACGUGUCGCUAUCACCCGUUGCCGCCGUUGCUGCAUCUGGUGCAGCACCAUUAGAUGAGCGUCCACGUCGUGCCAUUGUCUUCCGGCCGUUGUUCGUCUACAAGCAACAACAGAUCCGUAAAGAGGAGUUGUCAAAGCGUCGUCGCCGUGUGUAAUGCAGUUGCUGAUGGACGAUAAUAGUUGUGGGUCGUUGCCUUUUUGAAUUUUCAAUAAUAUAUUUAUGUAUGUAAUAACAUUUUGUUGUUGGCCUUGCUUGCCAUUUCUUGCAUUCAUUUGUUCUUUAAUAACUUUUAUAUAAUUUAACAUAGACACAAAUCACUUUUGUUUGCUUAUCUUUUUCGAGUUAAAUUAAUUGAAGCAAAGAAGGGAGAAAUUAAAAAACAAAAA